Messenger RNA from Drosophila obscura, 2017 nucleotides. RefSeq names its product protein SPT2 homolog. Gene Ontology annotation, biological process: nucleosome assembly; regulation of DNA-templated transcription. Lineage: Eukaryota; Metazoa; Arthropoda; Insecta; Diptera; Drosophilidae. Gene Ontology annotation, cellular component: nucleolus. Bases 113 to 1951 code for a protein of 612 amino acids. The transcript is spliced from 4 exons. The record is from RefSeq and is a predicted model, not a curated record. Gene Ontology annotation, molecular function: DNA binding; histone binding.
AUAUUUUUCGACCAACAAGUUACGUUUCCUUUCCCUUCGGAGCAGCAGGCAACGCGAUUUUUAAAUAAGAAACGAAGGGAGCCCUGGAGCGACACCCAGCAGAGUUCUAAACAUGGAUUUCGGUGAGCUGUUGCAUUUGGCCAAAAAGAAAACCGACGCAGCCACAAAAGAUGAGGGCAAGUACUACAGCACCAAGUAUGCACCGCCCAAGAAGGAGAGCAAGGCGGGCAAGGAGUUGUCGAGCAACAUCCAGAAGUUCCUGAAGAGGCGCGAGGCCGAGGAACAGGAGCGCAAGCGGGAGGAACGCCAGAAACUCAACGAGCUGCUAGCCAAGCGCGACGAGAAAUCCAAGAACAAGAUACGAAAGAUGCUAAAAGUCACUAAGUCGGCGAACAAGUCGGUUCUCGAGGAUGCCAAAGACGGUGAUACUGCCGGCCAGAACGGUGGCGAACAGGGUGAGGGCGAAGGCGAUGACUACGGCUAUGUGUCGACCGAGUCGAAUGCCUUCUAUCAGAAGUACAUUGAGAAGGUGCGCGAUGUCCAUGAGGAUAAGGGAUUCGCCCCCAGCCGUCCUCAGUCUGUACAAGAUCUCUCCGGCACCAAGGAGCGUGUCAAGGCAGCCAUCACCCGUGAGCGACAGGAGGCCAUGUCCCACACACGGCAGCGAUCGUCAUCCGAUACAAGAUCAUCUGGCGCUUCUACUACGGCUUCCGCCUCAAAAAGCAAGUCCCGGGAGGCUCACGUGGCCCGAGCCUACAGUACGUGUAGGGAUAUGGCCGUCUAUAAUCCGGAGGCGGAGAGACUCGAGGAGGAGCGUAAGAAGCGCGAGGCGGAAAGGAGCCGAGCCAAAGUCAAGCGCCCUCCGCCUAUGGACUUUCAGGCGGUCUUACGUCUGGCGGCGAAAACGCAGCACGAGCCGGUGGUCUACGCCCAGCCCGAGAAGAAGAAGGAGCCGGAGCGUCUUUUGUCUGCUCGCGAGAAGCGCGAGAUGGAAGAGCGUCAACGACAGAGGGAGCAGCGUGCCGAAAGGGAUCGCGUGCGCGAGAGCGAACUAAAGGCCAAGGAUCAGCACAAAAAUGGCGGCAGUCGCAUGGAAGCCAGCGGACGCAUACCCAAGCUCAGCAGUUUCGCAUCCAGUUCUAGUUCAAGCUCCAGUUCCGGCUGCCCUUCAGUCCCACCCAAACACUCCACGCCUUCAUUAAACGAAUCCAAAGCAAAGCCGACCAGUGAUAAUGUCUUCAAGCGUCCGGCCCCACGACCGGCUCCGCCCCCAUCGUCAGCCACCAGCUCCAGCCGGCUCCCUGCAUCUGCCCAUAAUUCUUUCACAAAACCUGACAGAAGUCGUCUUCCCGCCACAGCGACCAAGCCGUUGCCAGUCAAACCAAUGCCCAGUACCAGCUCCGGACCCAGUCCCGCCCGCGGACCCAGCGCCGUGCGUGGCCCCGUCGCCAGUGCAAGGCUCGUUCCAAUAAGGAUUCCUUAUGGAGCAGCCGGCAGAAAUGGACCAGCGCGGGAAUUCCCACCCCGAGAUCGUCCAGCCGGAGCUUCUCCGGCAAAGACGCGCCAAUUCCCCCCAGCGGAUGUGCAGAAAUCGGGCAGCAGGGCUAUGCCGCCUGGUCGUGGCAAACUCCAAGAGAAGUCGCCCACCAAAAGACGCAUGGACGAUGAGGAUGACGAUUACGAUUCCGAGUUGGAUGACUUUAUCGAUGAUGGAGACUGCGAAGAAGACAUAUCCUCGCACAUCCGCGACAUCUUUGGCUAUGACAAGCGGCGAUAUCGCGACCUCGACGAUGACGAUAGCGAGAUGGAGUCGAGCUUUGCUCAGAUGCAGCGUGAGGAGUUCCUCAGUGGGAAAAUGGGUAUGCAAGAGGACUUGGAAGACAUGCGCAUGGAGGCGAUUCACAAGAAGCGAAAAAUUGCCAGACGAAAGGCCACCCGCAUCGAUGACUAAACAAAACCAACGCCCAACAUUCGCUCAAAUCUCAAUAUUAUAGACAUCUAUGUGCCUAUGUGUCUA